CUUCCAAUGUAUCCAAGAAUGUCGGCUGAUAUUCAGGUGCCCUCUUAAAUAAAUGAAAUAAUGUGAUGCGUUUAUCAACAAAGUCUCUUUAAGAGGCUUAGGGAGUGGAGUUCAUAGGAAUUGAACCAAAGACCCUUUGAUUAGAAGGCAAGCAUCUUAACCACUAAGCUAUUCAACUCCACCUGAAAACCAUACUCACAAAAUAUUGCUGAAUGAUACUGUAAAUAUUGCUUCAAUUUAGGCCUAAUUGUUUACCAAGUCGGUUGCCACAUCAGCACACCAUGCUCACCACACUUCUGAAUCUAUUAAUACAUAACCUAUUAGCCUACUACUACUCUAAUGUUAUCAAAAAACUGCUAAGUCAUGCUGAGAGGGCGUACAUUAUAUAACCUGAAAGCAUUUGUAUGGUAAUCCAGUGUAUCUGUUCACAAUUACGAUGAAGAUGUCUGAAGGUGUCUGUCAGGAGCCAAAGAAGGGUUUGUUGGAGUUGUUGGCAGAGAGGCCAGUGAUAGGGGAUGGAAGUUAUGCUAUUACUCUGGAGAAGAGAGGCUAUGUGACGGCUGGAUCCUGGACCCCCGAAGCAGUCAUCAAAUACCCUGAAGCCGUAAAGCAAUUACAUAAGGAUUUUAUUCGUGCCGGAUCUGAUGUUAUCCAGGCCUAUUCUUUUUAUGGAACAGAUGAUAAACUGUCCUAUACAACAAAAAUGGGGAAGAAAAUUGUCUACACAAGUGAUGAUGUUAAUGAAGCCGCCUGCAACAUAGCAUUUGAAGCGGCUGGCAACAGCAUACUUGUAUGUGGUGGAUUGUCCCCGACUCCAGCCUACACCGAGGGCAAGGGUAAGGAGUUUGUGCAGGCCGAAUUUCGCAAACAAAUUGAUAUUUACAAGAGGAGAAACGUUGAUUUCCUGCUUGCGGAAUUUUUUGCUCACAUAGAAGAAGCUGAAUGGGCGUUGGAGGUCAUGAAGGAAAUGACCGUUCCGCUUGCCUGCACAUUACGAAUUGGUCCAGUGGGAGAUAGUGCAGGUGUGUCUGUGGAAGAAUGCACACUAAGAAUGGCAAAAGCAGGUGCCGAUGUAAUAGGAACCAAUUGUAUGUAUGAUCCAACGAUUGCAUUAAAAACAAUGAAAAUGAUGAAAGAAACAGUUGAUAAAAAUGGCUUGAAUGUAUUCUUGAUGACGCAGCCUGUAGGCUACCACACCCAGGAAAUUGAGGAAGAUAAAAGGGGCUACUUUGCCCUUCCAGAGUUUCCCUUUGCAAUGGAAACUCGUUUAUUGAAUCGUAUUGACGCUCACAAAUUUGCACGUGAAGCUUUUGACCUUGGCGUCCGUUACCUUGGUGGUUGCUGUGGCUUUGAGCCAUACCAUAUUAGAGCAUUAGCUGAAGAACUAGCAGAGGAAAGAGGGUUUCGUCCCCCAGGUAGCGACAUGCAUGAAGGAUUUGAUGCACUCAAAUUAAGCAUAUCGUCUGAUCAAUGGAAACGGUAAUAUAUAUGUUUUUCAUAUAAAU
Molecule: messenger RNA, 1505 nt
Organism: Anneissia japonica
Lineage: Eukaryota; Metazoa; Echinodermata; Crinoidea; Comatulida; Comatulidae
Product: betaine--homocysteine S-methyltransferase 1-like
Exons: 8
Coding region: 437-1483 (348 amino acids)
Molecular function (GO): betaine-homocysteine S-methyltransferase activity; zinc ion binding
Source: RefSeq, a predicted model, not a curated record